GGCGAGGUAUUAUUGAAAUAGAUUACACGUGGAAACACGGAAUUGUGUCACCUUGUGGACGGACUUGUAUACUUGCCAAGGAUUAAUCGAGAUCUACCAUGUCGGACAAAAAUCGAACCGUGUUGAAUCCAGGAGAAAAAGUUCAACCGGAAUUAAAUAACAAGGAAGCCAGUCGCCUGGUACAACGUCUCUACGGCCUCUCCGCCAUCAAAGUAGAAGAACUGAACAGUUAUGACGACAAAAACUUCCACAUCCAUGUCGACACCACUUCCGGUGACAUCAAAUUGUCAGAAGAGGGAUAUGUUUUAAAAAUCCUCAACUCUCUAGAUUCGAGAUUUUCAGAAGCGAUUGAUGCUCAGAAUCAUCUAAUUCUACAUGUGGCAAAGCAUGGAAUACGUACUUCCUGUCCAGUUCCCAAUCUUUGCAACAAAUUGUGGUCUUUGGAACAACUAGAUAGUUCAGAUUCCAAGUACAUCGUUCGUCUGUUUACCUUCAUUCCGGGAAGAGUAUUUGUUGGCAUCAGAUACACUGCUUCACUAGUGCACAGUGUCGGUAAAUUGGCGGGAAAAUUGGAUGCAGCGUGUUUGGAAUUUUAUGACACAGCCUUCACUGAUCAUAAAAGGAUCUGGAGUUUGACAGAAGUUCCAAAACUUACCAAGUUCCUAACUUGUUUAAAGGAGGAGAAGAAACGACAAUCAGUAUUGUCCGUAAUAAAACAGUUCAACGAUUCAGUUGUUUCCAAUUACAGUAAACUCAAAACAGGAGUUAUUCAUGGUGAUUUGAGUGACCACAAUAUUCUUAUUACACCGUCAUCACCAGACGACUAUGAGGUUGCUGGCUUUCUAGACUUUGGCGAUGCUACAAUUGCAUAUUACGUGUUUGAAAUCGCCAUACUGAUGUGCUACGUCCUGCUUGGCGCUGGUGAACAGGACGAUCCAGUUGAGCUAGCAGGUCAUGCACUUGCAGGUUACUUGUCCGAAUUUCCUCUCCCCGCAAUGGACUUAUCAGUUCUAAAAAUAUGUAUUUCAGCGCGACUGGUCCAGUCUCUUGUGAUGGGGGCAUACACUGCUUCAGUCCAACCCGGUAAUACUGACUAUGUGUUAAAUACACAAAACAAAGGUUGGGUGCUACUGCAUGAGUUCUGUGCUAAAUCUGAUUCAGAAGUGUUCGAUUCAUGGGAAAGAAUUCUUCACGAGUACGGCUUAAAAUUUGAUUUCAAAUAACGUAUCUUCAAGGUGAAUGCUUCUUACUAGCUUAAUUUGAAAAGGCAGAUCAGCAAUAUAACCUAAAAGCCUUUUCAGAAUUUGUCGAGUGGCUGUGCUAUGUUUGCAGUUUUAACAUUGCUUUUGUGUUACAUAUCUUUCAAUAAAAAUAAA
Saccostrea echinata is the source of this 1376-nucleotide messenger RNA. Its product is annotated as hydroxylysine kinase-like. Bases 99 to 1223 code for a protein of 374 amino acids. Gene Ontology annotation, molecular function: amino acid kinase activity. NCBI's taxonomy places the organism in Eukaryota, Metazoa, Mollusca, Bivalvia, Ostreida, Ostreidae. The record is from RefSeq and is a predicted model, not a curated record. The transcript has 6 exons.